Molecule: messenger RNA, 450 nt
Organism: Thelazia callipaeda (thelaziosis nematode)
Lineage: Eukaryota; Metazoa; Nematoda; Chromadorea; Rhabditida; Thelaziidae
Source: the annotation of a GenBank genome assembly
AUGAUCUCUUUAUCAAAUCAUUUACAAAAAUUGCUACUAAGUGGAUUAGUAUCAAACUGUAAGGAAGCAAUAGCAUUGCGCUGCAAAGUAAUUGCGAAGUAUGUUGUUCAGUCUUUGAAUGAUUAUGGUUGGGCCGUCGUUGAUAAUUUUCUUGAUGAGAAUAAUAGUCGCAGUAUAUUCAGAGAGAUUGAUGCUUUACAUAAGAAAAAAAUCUUUGAGCCAGGUCAGCUGAUGAAAAUAAAGGAUAACUCAAACUCACGGAAAAUACGAUCAGAUAACAAAAGUAACAGUGGUGCUAGUUUUCAGAUUUAUUGGUUUGAUAGCAGUGAUAAGCAUGUGGAUGAAGUUGUAAUGAUUUCCUUACUUCUUUCAAUGAUUGAUUCUAUCGUUCUUUACUGUGAUGGUUAUAUACCAUACGAAAUCGUUGGGAGAUCGCGGGUAAUGCUUUAG